GAAGCGGCGCUCCCUUCCCCUUUCUCCCUCCCCGCGCUUCCGGCUGGGCUGGUGCCCCCACGAGCCCGCAGUCCCGGCCUGGCGGCAAUGGCGCGGCGCGUACGCGUGCUGGUGGACAUGGACGGCGUCCUGGCUGACUUCGAGACCGGCCUCCUGCGGGGCUUUCGCGACCGUUUCCCCAGGGAGCCGCACGUGCCGCUGGAGCAGCGCCGCGGCUUCCUGGCCCGCGAGCAGUACCGCGCCCUGCGGCCCGACCUGGCGGACAAAGUGGCCAGUGUGUACGAAGCCCCAGGCUUUUUCCUGGACCUGGAGCCCAUCCCGGGGGCCUUGGACGCCGUGCGGGAGAUGAACGACCUGCCGGACACGGAGGUCUUCAUCUGCACCAGCCCCCUGCUGAAGUACGACCACUGUGUGGGUGAGAAGUACCGCUGGGUGGAACAGCACCUGGGGCCCCAGUUCCUAGAGCGAAUUAUCCUGACAAGGGACAAGACGGUGGUCUUGGGGGACCUGCUCAUUGAUGACAAGGACACAAUUCGAGGCCAUGAGAAGACCCCAAGCUGGGAGCACAUCUUGUUCACCUGCUGCCACAAUCGGCACCUGGUCCUGCCCCCCACAAGGAGACGGCUGCUCUCCUGGAGUGACAACUGGAGGGAGAUCUUAGACAGCAAGCGAGCAGCUGUGCAGCGGGAAUGAGAGGGAUGCCGUGGGCAGCGGCUGGAGCUGAAGGAAGGGCAGGCCCGCAGGGGCCACCGCAGAGCCGAGUCAGGUUGGCAUCGUGCUGGGGCCUCUGGCCCCGUGGAAUGGUGCAGGCAGACACCGUAACCUCUGUGCUGCCAGGCCACAGGCCCAGCCCCGGUACCUCCCGAGAGGCUGCCCCUGGACCCUGACUGGCAUGCAAAUAGAGUGGGAAAACUAGUUGGGACCCUUUUAAUAAAAGACCUUGGCUUUCUAGUC
Molecule: messenger RNA, 954 nt
Organism: Sapajus apella (tufted capuchin)
Lineage: Eukaryota; Metazoa; Chordata; Mammalia; Primates; Cebidae
Gene: NT5C
Product: 5', 3'-nucleotidase, cytosolic
Exons: 5
Coding region: 88-693 (201 amino acids)
Biological process (GO): pyrimidine deoxyribonucleotide catabolic process
Molecular function (GO): 5'-nucleotidase activity
Source: RefSeq, a predicted model, not a curated record